Molecule: messenger RNA, 855 nt
Organism: Phoenix dactylifera (date palm)
Lineage: Eukaryota; Viridiplantae; Streptophyta; Magnoliopsida; Arecales; Arecaceae
Source: RefSeq, a predicted model, not a curated record
AGAGUUUGAAGAGGUCGCCAUGGCCGCCACCGGUCUCCCAAGCUGGCUAUCUUCUAUCCUUCCAUGUCUCCUCCUUGUCAUCUUUGUUCUCCCAUGGCCAUCGGCUGCAUAUCAGAAGGUAACUCUAGGGGUCUUUCCCCCAACUUGCGCCCGUGUCGAAUGCCCGAUGUUUGACGUGAUCGACGAAGGAAAUGGGUACGAGAUCCGCCGAUACAAUUCAUCAGUUUGGAUGUCGACAUCUUCCAUUGACGACAUCUCCUUUGUGAACGGCACAAGAACGGGCUUUUUACGGUUAUUUGACUACGUCAAAGGAAAGAAUGAGAACGGGACCAAAAUGGCUAUGACAGCUCCCGUUAUGACUGAAGUCUCAACCAGCAAAGAGCCCUCCUCCAAUGAAUCAUUUGUUGUGAGCUUCUUCAUCGGGAAAAGAUAUCAGGCCAAUCCACCGAGUGCCCAGGGCCUCCAUCUACUGAACUGGAAUCUCAAGUACGCCGCAGUGAGGCAAUUCGGGGGAUACGCCACGGAUGCUGGAGUCCCGGAGGAAGCGGCAGCUCUGGACGUCAGCCUCAGAGGUUCCAAAUGGGCCCGUGCCGUGGACGAAAGCCGGAAAGCCAACCCAAUGGUGUUCUACACCGUUGCACAGUACAGCGCUCCAUUUAGAACCAGGGGUAGAGUGAAUGAGAUCUGGAUGCUGUUUGAUGACAUUACCACCUUGUAGCAGUGGCUCGAGAGAAUAACUACAGCAGGUUUUACUUUAUAGUGGAAAUAAAACAGAAAUUAAUUAGCUCGAGAGGAAGUGGCUCGAGGUGAAGCAAGAUUGUUGGAUUUCUUAUUAAUGCAGAGGGCUUUCUCUGA